GAACGGAAAUGGGCGUCCCGAGCCGCGGUGCGGCCCCUGGCUCGGUGCUGCUGCCGCGGGUGGGGUAACGCGCUCCGGCGUGGGCGCCACUCGGCUCCGGCCUCCGGGGGAGGUAGAAGACAAUGAAGAGGCCCUGAGGGCUGCCCGUGUUAAAGCCAUGGCACUGAAACAAGUCUCCAGCAACAAAUGCUUUGAGGGUUUCCAGAAGGUGUUUGAACAUGACAGUGCAGAGCUAAAAUGCAAAAUGAAAUUUGGAAUCUACUUGCCUCCAAAAGCUGAAACUGGAAAGUGUCCUGUGCUAUAUUGGCUCUCAGGGUUGACUUGCACAGAACAGAAUUUUAUAACAAAAGCUGGUUUUCAUCAAGCUGCAGCUGAACAUGGCCUCAUUGUAGUUGCACCAGACACAAGCCCACGUGGCUGCAAUGUUGAAGGAGAAGACGAAAGCUGGGAUUUUGGCACCGGUGCUGGUUUUUAUGUGGAUGCCACUGAAGACCCUUGGAAAACAAACUAUAGGAUGUAUUCCUACAUAAAGGAUGAGCUGCCUAAACUAAUAAAUGCCAAUUUUCCAACUGACCCUGAACGGAUGUCUAUUUUUGGGCAUUCCAUGGGAGGUCAUGGAGCUCUUAUUCUUGCUCUGAAGAAUCCUGGAAAGUACAAAUCCGUAUCAGCUUUUGCUCCUAUCUGCAACCCGAUGCAGUGUCAGUGGGGGAAGAAAGCCCUUGGUGGAUAUCUGGGAUCAGAUGCAAGUAAAUGGGAGGCAUAUGAUGCUACACAACUUGUGAAGUCCUAUCCAGACUCUCACCUGGACAUCUUGAUUGACCAAGGCAAGGACGACCAGUUCCUGUCAGCAGGCCAGUUACUGCCGGACAACUUCAUCGCCGCCUGCACAGAGCGGAAAAUCCCAGUCGUCUUCAGACUGCAGCAGGGUUAUGAUCACAGCUAUUUUUUCAUUGCUACAUUUAUUAAUGACCACAUCAAACACCACGCAAAAUACCUCAAUGCUUGAACCAUUUGGAUAGAAGCAUCAUCUGUCCAAUGUGAAUCGAAGGAUAGAGGUGAACUAAAAAAAAUCAUUUGCUGAAGUAGUGUCUGUAACAUGAAGCUCUUCUGAUUGUACUUCUAAGAAAAAUAAAAGUCCCCCUUUGUUUGC
Molecule: messenger RNA, 1150 nt
Organism: Columba livia (rock pigeon)
Lineage: Eukaryota; Metazoa; Chordata; Aves; Columbiformes; Columbidae
Gene: ESD
Product: esterase D
Exons: 9
Coding region: 158-1006 (282 amino acids)
Biological process (GO): formaldehyde catabolic process
Cellular component (GO): cytosol
Molecular function (GO): S-formylglutathione hydrolase activity
Source: RefSeq, a predicted model, not a curated record